AUUCAUUUCAUUUCAUUUCAUUUCAUUUCAGUUCAUUUCAUUUCUCACCUGCUGCUCUACUAGGGUAGCGGCGGCCAAAAUCUCCUGAUCCUUUCCCUUAUUUUUUCCUUUCCCUGUCUCUCAUCUCCCAUAUCCCUCCCCCCUCUUCCUUCUUCUUUCCCUUUCCCUUCUCCUCCCUAUCAGGGGCUAUUUUGCCCUCCAUUAAUACUUGAGGAUUCUCUAUGUGUGUGCUUUGAGGGGAAAGUUUCACCAGUCAAUCUUCCGACAAAAUGGAGUGUUCCGGAACUACGCUCCUGAACCCCGUGCGGCCCGAUCACUCCUUAUGGGGAAGAAGCACACCGCAAUCUCAAGUCAACCCCUCGCAGUCGGUCGCCAUUAAGCCCGACCCCAUCACUCUCCCUAUCACUACCACCAUCACCACCACCACAACAACAGCGACUGCCACUGCCACUGCCACUGCCACUGCAACCGCCAUGAUUAUGAAAGAGUCUCCCUCUCAGUCUCUCUCACAAUCUACCUCCGUCGACAAACCCAUUCUGCCUAUGGAACCCACCCAUCCCGGUCGCGGCAAACAACUUACCAUCCCCGAGCAAGUAUGCCUUGUCAAGUUAUGUGCUGCCUCCAUGGAAGAUUACGAUGCCCACGCCUACCCGAAGAGUUUCUGGAUCAAGAUCGCCAACACACUUGAAAUGCGAACGGGGCGUCGCUAUUCUUGGCAAUCCUGUCGGCGUCGCAUCUACACCUAUGUCGCCAAACGCUCCGCUUACUACGAAUCCUUUCGACAAGGUCGCCCGCAUCCGACCAUCGACAUUCCCAAGGAAGUGCUCGGGCUCCUCAACCACUGGAUCAGCGACAUUGACCGGGACAAGUACGCUGCGCCGCACCGUUGCCCAGCCGAGGAAGCGCGGACCAACCCUAAGCCAGUGGCUCCGGUCGCUGUACCAGUGCACAAGGAGACGGCGGCGGCGGCCCAGCCUGCCGCACGGAUCAACCUUCCUGAACACGAUAUAGUGGUCAAUAUGAACCGGGUCUACACCUGGCUCCGGAGUCUCCCGCCUCCGGAGGAGAUGGAGCAGAUGGCGAUAUGGGGUGAGGAGGCCAAGGUCGCCGCCGCCCCUGUGCGGACACGAGGUGAUGUGUUCGCAGCUUUCGCCCGGCCAUUGAGCCGAGACACCACUCCACAACAGACGCACCGGUCACUCCUGGGAAUCGGGGACCGGUUCGGCCAAACCGCGGCCCAGCGUAUGGCGGAGGAGAGAACCAAUUCCUCCUCCCAGGGAAUGGCCCCGCGGUCAUCAUCUUUGGCACUUCACCAGUCCUCUCUGGCCUACAACCCGCUCAAGAGACAUCGGGAUGCUGACGAUGAGGGCCUCCGUGACCGUCCCGCUCAACGUCUCCGUUCGUAUCCCGAUAGCAAUGCCGCCGCCCUGAACGCCUCCCUCGGUGGAUCCGUGGAUAAGUCCCUAUUUGUGUUCCGCCACAAGAUGAAAAUGAUCGAAGAUUGUAUCGAACUCACCUUUGGCAAGAUCAUUGACCGACUCUCCCCCGGUAUGCAACGACAGGAGACUAAGCCCCCGGGCUUCCCGGGAGCGUGCGAGUCGAUCAUCAAUGAUCUCUUCAAGGACGUUGGCAUGUCUGUCGCCAGAGCGUUGUUGCGCAUCGACAAGGCCUCUGCCGCCGAACGUGCAGCCACGAACUAAUAUCGAUCAACGGGUCGAUACAUAUAUACGAUAUCGUACAUACAUAUACCUACAUGAUGACUGAGUGAUAUGAGGUUCAUUUUGAUGUUUAUACCUGACCUUGAUUUGUCUUGCUUGCUUCUCAACGUUUCAGCACGCUUGAUUUUCCUCUUGCCUUUCUUAUUGUGCGUUCUCCAUAUGGGUGGCUCUCUAUUUUUGAUGCUAUGUUCUGGUCUUUUCGCUUUGUUCAUCGUUCUUACCUUUCACUUGUUCUCAUGAGCAUCAAAUUGCCUAGAGAUACCCAUUUCCUUGCAGCUUGAGCAUUGUUCUGCGUCGCUUACGGUUGUCUUUAAUGCUUUUCUUUUCGAGACUUGGUUCAAAAUUUGGCAUUGUGGUUGUUGAUUUCCAGUUGCAUAUAUAGCAUAGCAUGCAUACUCAUCGCAUUGAUUGAUCAGAAUGAAGUAAUAGGAUAUGGUCCGAUUCGACUUGACUU
Messenger RNA from Aspergillus homomorphus CBS 101889, 2172 nucleotides. RefSeq lists its product as uncharacterized. The record is from RefSeq and is a predicted model, not a curated record. The transcript has a single exon. Bases 270 to 1700 code for a protein of 476 amino acids. Lineage: Eukaryota; Fungi; Ascomycota; Eurotiomycetes; Eurotiales; Aspergillaceae.